Molecule: messenger RNA, 663 nt
Organism: Aureobasidium namibiae CBS 147.97
Lineage: Eukaryota; Fungi; Ascomycota; Dothideomycetes; Dothideales; Saccotheciaceae
Exons: 1
Coding region: 1-663 (220 amino acids)
Source: RefSeq, a predicted model, not a curated record
AUGGUUGCUAGGAACCAGAACAAAGCAAUCGAGAAACUUCUCAAAGAUUGCAGAAGAACGCAGAAAGCCUCCGGCCGUCGUUGGAAGACUGCCUUCCCUCGCGAUGUCCUGAAACAACAGGAGCUGAAGGUGAUCAAGGCCUACGUCCCACCCACCAACACCUUCAAGAAUGCGCAGGAUCUUCUCGACACCGUCGAAAAGGAUAUCCAGGCAAAGUCUGCUACUCAGUCUAUCCGCAAACUCGAAGAUCCUAUCGCCGUACGCAAGCCAGUCGCUGCAGCCAAGCCGGUGAGUAAGCCACGCAAAGACUCGCUCUCACCGCGCUCCACCCCUUCUCAGGCAAGAAGCAAACUUGUAAGAAAGGACAGUGGCAUAAUCCUGAACAGCUCUGGCGCGGUGACAAGUGUCAAAGAUGUGCAUCUGCACCUCGCUACCGUCCCCCUAUCCAACAUCGGCAGCUGGACUGCAGGCUGGGAAGAACUGUGUCGCUUCUCUGAAGACCACAUCGAUGCUUACUUCUCGACCAUCGAAACUGUCACUACCUCUACUGGCCUCAUCGUCUUCUACGCCGACUGCGAAAACAAGCUCAUGGCAGACCUGCUGAAGGGCAAGCUCGCCAGCGAGAAGGUACUCGGCAAGAAGUUGAUCUGCCAAAUCAUCUGA